GUGGAACGCAACGUGAGCUCUCGCGAUACUUGGCAUAAAUCCCUGUCCGUCAUGGCGGCCAGUAAGUUGGUCCUGGAAGGCAGAGUUAGUGUAAAGAGCUUCCUUCUCGGUCUCAGCGUCGUCAUAAUCCCUCUUAUAAGAACCUGCUAUGGACACCUCGACUGGGUAUUUGACUACCUGACGGAAACUCCCGGAAAAAUAGCAAUUUGUCUGCAUGUGGCCAUUGUGAACGGCGUGCUGUUGGUGCUAUGUCGGGGACCUGUCUACAAGGUUGCUGUGAGAGCCUGCUUUUUAGGAGUUACCUUUGGGUGUGGCUUGAUUAUAAGCUGCACCGAAACCACUUGGACCCAUUUUGGCUGGUACAUGUGCUCCUUGGCCUUCUUCCACUACUCGGAGUACCUGGUGACGGCCAUCAUUAACCCUCGCAGUCUGUCCCUGGACUCCUUCCUGCUCAACCACAGUGUGGAGUACACGCUCGCUGCUGUCUCCUCAUGGCUGGAGUUCACGCUGGAAAUGCUCACCUUUCCAGCGCUGAAGCAGCUGACCUGGUUGAGCGUGGCGGGUCUGCUCAUGGUGCUGUGUGGCGAGGCUUUACGCAAGUCGGCCAUGUUGACGGCCGGCUCCAACUUCAACCACAUUGUCCAGAACGAGAAGGCCCACAGUCACGUGCUGGUCACCAGCGGGGUCUACGCCUUCUUCAGACACCCGUCCUAUGUGGGCUGGUUCUACUGGAGCGUGGGAACACAGGUCCUGCUGUGCAACCCCAUAUGUACUCUGGGCUACACAAUAGCCAGCUGGAGGUUCUUCCGGGAGCGCAUCGAGGAGGAGGAGAUUUCACUCAUCAAUUUCUUUGCCGAGGACUACGUGGAGUACAAAAAGAGGGUUCCCACUGGGCUGCCCUUCAUCUCAGGCAUCCGCGUCAACUAGGCCCCUAGGAGCGUGACUCCCGAGUGGGCCUGACUCCAAAAAGCCGGCCGGCCCUCUCGUCAGCGUGGCCACGGAACCAAACGUGGGCCGGACCGCACUCACUCACUCGCCGGCCAAGACGCCACAGCGGGCACGGCGGCGAGCCAAGUGGAGCGCUUUUACUUGACCAAACUCUACCAUCCAGUUAGAGAGACCAAAACCUUUCACCGUGUAUUCUAGUAGCACUUCUUUGCAGUUUUGUUUGCAUGCUCGGACCAUGCCAGCUGCUGCGCUCUUGUCCGUAGGGAGAGGGUUUUUGUUUUGCACAGGAACUCCUAAAAGCCCACUUAGGCUGCAAAAUAAAGGGAUUCCAGAUCAAUAUUACAUCUAUUUAAUAGGGUGUCUAAAUCAACUGUAUUUAGCUAAGAGAUAAAUCAUGGGGUUAGAGGUUGCUACAAUAAAUGAUAAAUAAAUACUAUUCCCAGAGUUUAGGGUUAAUUGUGUGUAAAGUUGUUUACAUGUUUUCAAGGCAGAUAGCGUGAUGCUGCUUCUACCUCCUGUGAUUCAUCUCCUUUAUGCAGAGCAGCAAAUUGUAACAUUUCCUGCCUGGAAGGGCUGUGAACAAAUACAACAUAGAGUAAGAUGGCAGUGAGCAAAUAUAUAAGUUUGUUUCGAGGCAAGAAACAGAAAGCACAAGCAAUUGUGACGCAGUAAAGAAUGACAACUGCCCUCCUUUUAUUUAUUGUACUUCUCUUUUUUUGGUAUGACAAUAAAUCCAAUGUAAAGCUGUCAUAUGUAGCAAUGUUUACAAAUUAUAUCACUUAGUUUGUACUGAUUGUUUGCAGCCAUUAUGUUGUCUUGAUGCUCAGCAGGGCUGGUGAAAUAGUGAGUGUGAAGUCCAAUCAAGCACCGUCGAUGUAAUCCACUUUGUCACCUCUGCUCAGGCUAAAAACUAAUCCCACUUUUCACACUUUCUUGUAAUUUCUUGUUUUUCUUAUCCUCAUCAAAUGAUCUGCUAGUUUGAUUUCUGUAAACUUAUUAAAUUAUUUGACAAUUUAA
Messenger RNA from Nerophis ophidion (straightnose pipefish), 1965 nucleotides. Its product is annotated as protein-S-isoprenylcysteine O-methyltransferase-like. Lineage: Eukaryota; Metazoa; Chordata; Actinopteri; Syngnathiformes; Syngnathidae. Gene Ontology annotation, molecular function: protein C-terminal S-isoprenylcysteine carboxyl O-methyltransferase activity. Gene Ontology annotation, cellular component: membrane; endoplasmic reticulum. Gene Ontology annotation, biological process: C-terminal protein methylation. The record is from RefSeq and is a predicted model, not a curated record. The coding region runs from base 52 to 927 and encodes 291 amino acids. The transcript is spliced from 5 exons.